Molecule: messenger RNA, 14737 nt
Organism: Porites lobata
Lineage: Eukaryota; Metazoa; Cnidaria; Anthozoa; Scleractinia; Poritidae
Source: the annotation of a GenBank genome assembly
CGAUUCAAUAACGCUAACCAAACACAACGACUAUCUAACACAUUGCAGCAACACGCAACAGCUGGGACUGGAGCCUGAAACGAGUCUAGUCUCUCGCGGUCAAGCUCGUUCAACCAGAACGCCGUGAACUUUUUCCAAAAGAAGGAACAAGCUGGAAGGUUCCUUUAGUGAAGGGAAAUGAUUUUAUCGCCUUAUGUCCUUUUCUCCUUCUCUGGUGAUACGAAUUGUUCCUGAAGAAGGGGAAGCUGUAGAUUGGACGGCUCAUCAAAAUAUUGUUUUCCGAGAUGUCUUGGUAUGUGUGUAAUCGAUGUAUUGAAUGACUGCUAACAUUUUUUUUUGUCAGAGUAUGAGACUUACGUCUAAAUGUAUGUUUAUUUGAAAGUAAUUGAUUGAAAGUGUAUGCGUACACGAUAAUGAGAGGAGUAGGUUAUGUUAUUUAUUUUAAGUUAUGGUGACUUCAGGACGCAAAGACCACGAGGAAUAGCAGUGUUUCUAAUAAAUAAUAUUGGAAAUACAGCAAGUGUAAGCGGAUUUCAGUGUUCCAAUCUCAGCACUCUUACUUUUAUCAUAAAAAGAAUCCUCAUCAUCUGGAUCCAUGCUGCUGUGUCUGUGAUCAAUAAGAGUACUGGUAUGACAAUGGGAAGUGCGGUAGAUUUUAGUUUUGACGAUAACAAAAAACUAAAAAAAAUAAUAAUUAGCCUGUGCCACAGACAAAACUACCGGCGCUUUAAUCCAUUUAGUCAAAAAUUAAUUUCCAGAAAUUUCCAGUUCGGCGGUAAAUGGAACACAUUUCAUCGUUUCUUCCCACUGGAAAAUUCCCAGAAAAAGUGGAAAAUCUAAAAAGGUGGUCCCGUUUUCCUGGUUGAAAUUUCCGAACGGAAUUUGGCUUGUUCCAUUUACACGUUUCUCGUAGUUUGUACCAGUUCCAGGUCCACGGUCGGGCACCGUAAAGUACCAGGGUUUACGACCAAAUGGAACAACUUUUUACCAAUCAGAAAUUCCACUUUUGCUCCCACCAAAAUUUCCGGGUUUUUUUCGUAAAAUUGUAAAGCUCCCUAAACCUCUUGUCAGUCAGUUUACGGAAUAGUGCUGGAAUCCUUGGACACUUCCAUUUAGUCAAAAUUUUUGAGAAAUUUAGGCUCGGUAGAAAAUGGAAAACAUUUUGUCGGUUCGUCCCCCUGGAAAAUUCCCGGAAAAAGUGGAAAGUCUAAAAAGGUAGGCCCAUUUUCCUGGGCGGAACUUUCUAAUAGGAUUUCGUGUUCCAUUUACACAUUUCUCAUCCUUUAUACCAGUUUCAAUAAAUUGUUUCCAACUCGGCAGCCAUCUUGUUGUCUCAUUGGGUAACCAGCUUGGUGCUGUUCGGGGUUUACGAUCAAAUGGAACAACUUUUUACCAAUCACAAAAUCCAUUUUUGCUCGUAUUGAAAUUUCCGGAAAGCGCCCCUUGGGAUGGGAUUUGUUCCCACUUGUAUACCAGGAUCUAAGUACACCAUGACUGGCCAGUUCAAGAAGCCAUUGUUGAUUUGCCAAUUUGAAAUGAGCUUCCAGUAGUUUGUUGAGUCCAUUAAGGCCCAGAACAAGGAUCUUGGCACUGCUUCACAGACAUUACUUACAGGGGUUAGAUUAGUAUAUAUAAUCAAAUGGUGAUGAGUGAGAUUAGGGAACAAUUUCACGUGCUUUUUGUCUCAAUCCUAUUAGGAUUUGGACAAAACGCAAGAGAAAUUAUUCACUAACUUCACGAGAAAUCCAUUUUAUUACCUAUUAAUCAUAGUGGAUGACAAAUUAGGCUCACAAGGUAGGUUUUUUGACAUGUUUAGCAAAUUGAUUAUUGAUUGACAACUCCAAGAUCUGAAAACUUUAGAGCUUAAAUUUUGGCCUAAGUUCAUUAUUUUCAUAAUUUUUCAGCAAAAUAUGUGAUAGAAUCCAUCUUGAUGUGCUCUUUUAUGUGUUUAGGUUUUCUAAGUCAUCUUUUAAUGCUCUGGCAUCUUCAUUUAUCACAUUUUAAAACUUUGCCUCAAUCUUGGCACUGACACAUACGGAACGUUGCCAUUUCAAUUUCGUAACUUCACAUGUGAAAUUAAAAAUUAACACUGAAAUUUUGCACCAAAAUUAACAAGUAAUUUGUCACCCAGGUCACCCCUGUUGUCACUUAUGAUAAUACAUCUGCAACACACUGGCUAACAAAGAAGGGCAUCCCAGGCUCUCAAAUGCCUGCCUAACUGAACUGGAAUUUGAUAAUGGACAAUAUACUGCAAUUGACAACUAAUUCCACUAUCCUUCAGUUUCUCACUGAAACUUAUUUGUAGUCAAUUUGUAGCUUUAUUAUUUAUGGCAUGCAAUUAUUUGUCAAGGCUCGAUUGCUUAUUAGCUGAAUCAUGAAGAUUUUACUGGUGGUGAGGGAUUUGAACCUAGACUACAUUUAUGGGAGACAGGGACCAUCUGCUUUACUCCCCAGAGAUGAAUACCCUUCUUCAGAGGCUCACCACGUAACAACCACUUAACAAUUCAAAUAUUUUUAAAGUCAUUAUGCAUGGGGGGGAGGGGCACAUUUGAAUUGAAUAAGCCAUAAUUAGGGUUGUGGAUAUUGAAAACAGACUUCAUAUACGGUAUAUCUCAUUGUUAUUUUUUACAGGAAGCAAUAUCCCAAGUAAUGCCUCAUACAACAGCCACUGCAUUUGACUGUGAGUUUUCAGUACUUUAUGCUUUGCAUGUCUUUGCUUGUUUGUUGCUUUGUGUUCAAUUGCGUUUUAUUCUUUGGAAACUGAAAAAGCAACCUUUACUGUUAUGUGAUGUGUACAAUAUUAUGAUGAUACAUGUACAUUUGACUUGUAAAGGUUUUAUGCAUAUGAUUAAUAAUUUAUCAUAUUAAUCUCCGUGCAGAUGAAGAUGAAGAAGGAGACAGAAUAACAGUUCGAGGAGAUGAAGAACUCCAGGCUAUGAUAAAUGGGGUAGGUUUUAAAAUUACUUCCAUUAGUAUCAUUAUCAUUAAAUCAUUAUUAGGUAUACUUGCUCAUGUAUGCUGUACCACUACAUGAUUGUAUUAUUGGGAUUGAAACAUUGGAUACAGACUAUAGAUAAUAUGUUACAGGUCAACAUUAAAUUCACCUUAAAAGUUUUUAACCUACAUGUAGGUAGAUUCUCAAUUUCGUUUGUAUCCAAGCCCUAACCCAUGAAUAAUUAGGGUUAGGAGACAAAGGAAAUUAAGAAUCAACUUAGGUAAAAAAAUUUGACCUGAAUAUAAUUUUGACCUGUACGUACCAUUUAUAUUAGCCUGUGUGCAGACGAUAACAAAACUUUGAUUAGUUAACCAGAGUUUAAUUUCGUCUGCGCGCAGGCUACAUUUUUAUAAGUAUUAUUGAUCAUUUCCUUAAAAUGUAAAUAAUCAUUCUCGUAAAAAUUAGUUUAUCUGUAUUUUCUCAGCAUCUUUGGAUGAAUUGUGAAAGGCUCAGAAGAGGAGUUACACUUGAGCCUUUAAUUGUCUAUCCAAAAGGUAAAUAAAAAUUACCAAUUUCAUGCAAUGGACACGGUGUGUACGAAAUGCUCAGUUUUCUUUUAGACUUACAGUACAUGUCUAUACGUGCCCACAGAAACAUGUAUUUUGUAUAGUUAAUAUCAACUUAGUUAAGGAGUUUACCUCCUUUUAGUGCCCAAUCUAUCACCAAGCUUGUUAACCUAUAAGUAAGUAAAACAGGAAGUACAUUUAAAAAUGAGAUCUGCAGUCUGAUGGGUUGCACUAUACACCCAUAAAGUAAAUCCUACUAGAGUUACAUUUUUGUUUAAUAAUUUGUCAUUUUGUAUUUUCAACUGUUUCUUGCAAGACUGUCACAUCAUGACUGUAGCCUUACCGCACAUUUCUAAGCGUGGAAACCUAAAACUGGCCAGAAUAUAAUGUGGCUGUAAAGCUUCAAGACAAACAAGAAUCAGCAAACCAACAGCUUUAAUCUUUUAUCACUACUGGUCACAGAGUACAUGUAUUUAUGAGUCAUUUGAAAAGUAGAAUUAAUGUUAAACAAAAAUGCAGAGUAAGUCAUUAUUUUGUUAUAUAUUUUGGACCAGCUUGCAGGACUUCAAGGAGAAGGAAUUUCUGUGGACUCACUGUAAGCAGAUGCAUAUUUACCUGUAUUUAUGUAUUUAUUAACAGGGGAAGUAGUCGUCAUAAGGCUUCACAAUCAGUAAUGAAAUAAUCUGAAAUGUAUUACAAGAAACAAAUCUUAAAAGACAUCUAUUUUCAAAACCAACUUAAAUUCUUCAGUUUUCACUUGGGGAGUUUGAAGUCAUGGGCCCUAUCUCUAAGAGCCCUAUACUAUUUAAUAUGUUUUAUUAAUAGUUUAUUGAUUCAUUUAGUUAUUAGUUUAUUUUGUGCUGUAGAAUACAGUUUAAUAAGGCCAAGGAAUAGGGGCAACGAGUGUUCUAGCCUAUUCAAAGAUGUCACACUAACCUUGUAAUGAUAUUUUUACAACAUUGAAGGUUAACACAAGAGCUGCUCCAGUAAACAAUACAGUACCUACGGCUGCCAAGCGUGUUCCUGAUGUGUAAGUUGAAAAAUGUUUUGUUGAUUAAGCAUGAAAAAAGGUCCCUCAUUCAGAAAGUAUUUUUUCCUGUGUUGUGGCAUCUUUUAUUGCUUUAUGGGCCAGUCCAUAUAACUUAGACAGUUUUGAGUAGACAGAGGAGACUGAAGCAAAAAAAGAAAAUGGUUUUUAUCAAGCCUAGAUACUGUUUUCAUGUUAAGAUGUUUGGAAUGUUUUACUUCUGAUAUGAUAAAAUAAAAACUUACAAGCUAGCGUGGCUGUCUGUAGUCUGCUCUGUAGCCAUUCUUUGUGUCGUCACACAACGCUCCUCCCUUUGUAGGUAGGAGUGCUGCGUGAUGACACAAAGAACAGCUGUGAAGCAGACUAGGCAAUCUGCUGAAGAUGUUUAUUUUUUUUUCUUGUCCUUGGUGUCCUUACUCUCCUUUUGCUGUUUAUGUAGAUUACACAACUCAGAACAUGGCGAUAUAAGGAGUAUUUUAUCCAAUGGCCAGGUAUUUAGUGGCUUAUUAGUAAAUGGUACAUUCUCUAAGAGGUACAUGCAUUUAUAUUUUCUCUCUUGUUCCUACAAUUUUGCCGUAGCUACACUCUACUUUGAUGGAUUUUUAAAAGUUAGCAACGCACGCGCGGUAGUAACAAUUGCACCGCUAUUGUGCCAUAUCCAUUUCUUAUUCUCUCUUUUAGUCAUACCUUCAAUCAUUAAUUGUCAUUGUCGGGCUUCAAAAGAACCAGAAACCAAUCACAGCGCUUGUAGCUGUGAUUCACAUCAUUGUAUAACUGAUUAUAAUUAAGGAUGUCCCGGUAUUGAGAAUUUAGACUUUCCUUUAUAGUAUUGUACAGCUGUAUGCUAAUUUGAAUGACUCAACACCUCUUAAAAAAAUUAAUAACAAGUUGUUAUUAAUUUUUUGCAAUAUUAUACACAUCCAUAGGUUUCCCAUACAGACAUCCAGCAUCUAGACAUUUUAGGUCAUGGAAAUGGAGGAACGGUUUACAGGUUUGUAUCUUGUUGUUCCACUCAGUCAUGUGAGUUGUAACUCAAGUGUAAAGUCUGGAAAAGAAACAGUAGCUAAACGUUUUGCAAUUUUAACUCACAUUAUUUUUUUCAUCUCUUGAUUUUAGGGCCUUACACACAAGCACAAACAGAAUUAUUGCAGUUAAGGUACUUGGACUUUCGGACUUCGCGUAGAAUGCAUUCGUUUCUAACAAAUCACUGAAGAAAGUCUGACCCUCAAAGUGUUGAUAUCCUGCUGUUUAGCUCUAUUCACCUAUCACACAAUGAUCGGACAGGUUGACGUUUUCUCCACGUUCAACUCUCAAACUCAUCCCCAGGUUGUCAAGUUUUUUUGUCUUUAGGGGUGUUUACAUGAGAAAACUCGCACCGUUGCGAGUUUCAUACCGGGAUGACUUUCUGAUUUCGUAUCGCGUUUACAUGAUGACUGAGUCAUUUCAUAUCUCGUUAUUUGGAGAUACACUUCAUGUUGAUAAAAUACACGUGUGAUUCAAAAUCGCAAACAUUAGGCAUGCGCUACCUGUUCCAGUCUACCAGCAGACCGAUUUCAAACCGAAACGGGUGGACGUUUCGCGUUUACAUGAUACCGUUGCGAGAUUUCGUACUGGGGUGAAAUUCUCGCCCCGGUACAAGAACCGGAGUGAACUCACGCCGGGGUGACUGGCGCCGGCGUGACAUUUUGUGGUGGUAUCAGGGGCUCCCAACGGCAAUUUUCGGGAAAAUAUCUGUUCGGAAGACGAUUUUAGAUCUAGAAUUUUCGGAGCAUUUGUUGUAAAAUGUCUUGCUUGCCUGCCUCUCCUAGAAUUUUCGAACAUCUACAAAAUGGCAUAAUUACCCAUUUUUAACGGAUUUUGACCCUAAAAAAGGCCAUCUAGAAUUUUCGGGAGCCUUUUCCUGGCUGAAAUUUUCGAGAAGGUAAGUUUUUAUCCCUAUAAUUUUCGGAUCACUAGACUUUCAGCUAGGAAAUCCGAACAGAUGAAAAGUUUUUAGGGGAUAAAAAUAUGCCUAUAUCUACCGUUUGAAUACUAAAAUACGUUCAACAAUGCUAUGUUAAGUGGUUUUGAACUAUAUCCUCGUUGGGUGCCCCUGUGGUAUCAUGUAAACAAAUAUAGAGCCUGAGAGCAUGAGAGGGAACCGAAGUGAACUCGCUCCUGGGCGAAACUCGCCCCGGUGUCAUGUAAACACCCCCUUAUUAGUCCCAGAGCGUGCGCUGGUCCGACCUGGGUAUGAACCCGCGACCUCCAGCUCAGCAGAUCGGCGCUCUCCCAACUGAGCUAACCAGGCGGCGGAUAUUAAAAUAAUUAUCAUUUGUAACUCAAUUUUGUAGGUUAUUCCUUUAGAUGUAACUCCAGAUGUACAGAAGCAAAUAAUAUCAGAACUGGAAAUACUUUUUCAGGUAAACGCUUGGACUCAUGCAGUACGAUAUAGCGAUAGCUGUUUGUUAGUUUCUUCGUCUAUUUUUGGCGCCUUUUUCUUAUUUUGGCUUUGUAGCACUAAUCUGAUUUGAGGCGUAUAGAUUGAGGUCUGUUCUAUUCUGUUCUGUGAGCAGUGUUGUUCAUUAAUUUUUGGUUUCACCGUUAUUUUAUUCCCUCUUUUUAGUGUUCGUCACCCUUCAUAAUUGAAUUUUACGGAGCAUUUUUCGUAGAAAAUAGGUAGGUUAUAACCUAAAUUGACACACUACUCUUACAGAUUGGUUUCUUUAACUUACUUCAUGUUAACUCAAUAAAGAUAUGCUGAAUACUCAACUGACUGAUUAAUAAGCGUUGUUUGAGAAAUUUUGAGUUUUCAGAAACAACAUUGCAAAAAAUUUGUUGAGCGUUCGUCAUGCUAAAAUCAGUAUUAGUUGUUAGAUUUGGACCGUGACGGGAGGAAAGUAAACACGUUUUUUGACUCAAGAUUCUCCUAUGAUCAUUAUCUUCUUGAGGAGAGGGAAACGUUUGAAAUUCUACUGAAUGUUCCAAAUAAUUUUUUUUGUGUGUGUGUAUGUGAUACAUUAAACUUACAGCCUCUGUUGAUUUGAUUGCAUUAGUAUUUAACGUGUACGCAUGAAAAAAGUUGUAAGAAAUAAAUUAAUUGUUAAUGUCUUGUUUUUUUUUCUACAGAAUAUCUAUUUGCACAGAAUAUAUGGAUGGUAAGAAUAUCCUACAAUUCGUGGAAUAAAAUACUGAAAUGGUCUGCCGUUUUUUCUGAAUUUUUAUACAUUAUAAUCUCUUGUUAUCAACUCAGUUGAAAUAACCAAUUUUAGGUAAAUUUGUUUUCGGCAUUUUUUUUUCUUUGACAAUUAUUUGAUUACUUCGUGUAACUUGCAGUGGACAUUUAUUCUCCUUUUUUUGAAGCUUUGUUGAAUGUGUCGAGUGAGGCCUGAUGUAUCAAAGAAAUAAUACAACAAAUCGACCAAAGAUAAAAAUGUUGAAAGCUAGUAAUGCGACCGUUUACCAUUUUUGUCUGUAGGAGGUUCGCUCGACAUGUAUGGCUGUAUACCAGAACCUGUAUUAGGAAGAAUUGCAGUCUCAGUAAGUAAACAACAACAAUAAAAAUAUUUGUUUGGGCCUUUUUUGUGCUAUUUCGGGCAUGAGGCCUUUUAUAACAUGAAAACAGGGAAAAAAGAAUGCUUGACUCUGCAUCGGAACAUUGUUGGCUUAAUCAUGCAGCCAAAUCUCUCUUAGCAAACUCGUCUGUAAUACGGAAAACACCUCUGUGUUAUGGAAAGCUCACUUGGUUCCAAAGAUACCAAGCUUUGCCCCUUCGACGUUCGUAGUGACGAGGUUCUGCUGGAAAAAAAUGUAACAAAAAAUCCUCUGUGUUUAUGGAAAUAGACGGAUCGAAACGCACUCAUUACUUUACGGUUCCAAAGAACAUCACCAAACUGACAGACGACUUUCGCGACGUAAUUGACCAAUCGACGUUCGUAGUGACCAUCAACUGACGUGAUUCACUUUGAGUCACUUUGUCAAAAUGUAACAAAAAAUCUGACGUAAUUAACUCUUUCACUCCUAGUGGUAGCUAAAAGAAUUCCCCAAAAAAUCGAAUUUCCUUUUGGCUAGUGGUCUAAAAUGAUAACAGUAUUAUGCAAAAGUUCUACAGAAAAGUUGCCAUUGAAUCGUGACACCUCAGCAUUUCGUCAACGUAUUAUAAUUAGAAAUAAGGCGAUGUCCAUUUACCACAAGAUUCCGGAAAAUUCCAGUUUGGAUGUAUUAAAAUGGAACACAUGUUUUGAGGGCUUUUUACUCGAAAAUUAUUGGCAAUAAGGUGGUCCCUUUUCUGUUUGGAAAACUUCUGCGGUUGAAACGUGUGUUCCAUUCAUGAGAUUGGACAAGGUUUCAUCAGUUCUCUAUUCUGAAUUGAGAGUAGGAAAAAUGCAACUCGUCUCAAAUGGAACACUUUCUUCACGUUUUUGACAUUUCCCUUCUAAAAUGUUUUAGUGCAGUUUACAGAAAACGCCCAUAACCUCGCCAUAACCUGGUUUAGGUGGUUAAACUAAGCUAUUGAAAUGCCAUGGGAAUGUAUGUGUUUUUUUUAGUUGCAGAUAAAUCUCUGAAAAAGUUUUUUUUUGUCUUUUUCGUUACAGGUCGUCAAAGGGCUUCGAUAUUUGUGGGAACUGAAAAUAAUGCACAGAGGUAAGGAUAUGAAUUAAGAUUUGACAAUAUCCACUCAUACGAGUGACGUUUUGUGAAUCAUAGGGAGUUUAACGGUUAGACAUCUGAUGCGUGGACUAUUUAUACGUAAAAUCUGGAAAAAAAGGGUCCUUUGAAAAAUAAAGAGUAUUAAAAUUUGUUAAAACCGUUUUAUAACAAAAAAGAUCGAAUCAAAACAAGCUGUUUGGAUAAACAGGGGUAAUUGCUGCCCCACCCAAAAUUCAGAAAGUUCUCUCUGUUAUCAUAAGGUACUCUUUCUCUAAGAUACGCUCGCUAACCCUUUCAUGUAUUUGAUGCGUUUCAAUCAUACGGAUGGCCAUCUUGUUUUCAGACGUGAAGCCUUCCAAUAUUCUCGUAAGCACUAGAGGACAAGUGAAGUUAUGUGACUUUGGUGUCAGUCGACAGGUAUGUUGUUAUUGGGCUGAUAAGUUGCCUUCCGCCUUACCCUAUGUUCCAUUAAUCACUGUGUUACAGCGUAUAUGCAGAGCCAAAGAAAACUGAUUUCUAACUUACCAAUUGAAGUUACUUCAACGUUUUGUUUCCCCGAGUGAGUUACUUUCUUGUCUGAGUUAAUGAUUUAGUUAGAAGAUGACCUGCCUGGACCCUCUCAUACGGCAAGUGAGUAUGAAAAGUUGCUCGUCUAGGAGGAAAAUAGACCUUUAGAUUUUAAGACGAGUACGACUUCGAGGACGCGAUUUCCUUACCACUAAGUAGUGCGUAAGCGUGAACCAGCGUCAUUUUGGCGGGGAAACUUGGUAGCCGUCGUCAUUCUACUCGAGCUACGAGUUUAAGCGAGAAUGUCGUGAUGGCGGAAACGAGUCAUCGAAUGUUAGAACUUUUAUAAUUUUGCGAUUGAGAGGGGGACUUAACCUCCUUCAACAUAGAUAACAGUGCUAUCUUUUCUGAUGAAAAAAAGUACAAUGAAGCUUUCCGGGGUAUCUAUUCUUUGAGAAUACGCGAAAAAAAACUUUAAGUUAAAUGUCCUUCUCGUAAUAGGCCAUUUGCACUAAGAGGCAUGUGACAUCGUUUUUAUGAAAAUGAAAGUUACAUGAUUUUGCCUUCGAAAAACGAUUAGUGGGUCACAUCUUAAACAAAAUAAUAGCGAUUUGGUUUUUCAAACCCGCACCAUUUUCUUAAAAUGAAUAAGUUCGUAAAUGGUCACGUGACCAAAAUGUGAUUUUUAAAAUUAUGAAUUACCUCUCUCUGAACACAAAUUUUGCACUUAAACUUCAAGGAAAAUGUUGAAAAGAUGAUGUGAUAACGUUUACAGCACAUCUGAGCGUAACUAUGAAACGUUGAACAAGAUAUAAGCAAGAAGUAGUUUUGUCCGCCAUGUUGGACGGCAAAAGCAUGCCCUCCAACAUGGCGGCCAAUACAAAUCAUACUACUUUGCUGAAAAAUCAAAGUGCCAUAAAAUAUCUCCCUUAAAUGCGUUUCCUCUCAAAUUUCGGGUGUAAGAUAAUUUUUGUGUGCUCUAACAAUUUUUGGCAUCAGCAAGAUUCCAACUCAUUGUUUAAAGGAAGCAUUGGUCACGUGACCUCUUAGUGCAAGUGGCCUAUCGUUAUCGCUCUCAAAUCUAAAGGUCUCUAUUGUGUGCUUUUCCUGGAAGGCCGGACGGGACUUUUUUCGAUAUGGAGGAUUUCUCGGUCUUCAUUUAAAUGGUAGCAAGAGUCAGUUUUUCAUUCGAUUUUUUCUUGGUUACACGCAAUACAUGUAUGACAAUACAUGUCUGACAAUACGUAAAGUUGGUUAACUAUUUUUUGAAACUUUCUUUUUUCUUUGACGUCAGCUCGUCAAUUCAAUUGCAACUACUUAUGUUGGAACUCAUGCUUAUAUGGCGGUAAGUUGAUUAUCGUUUCUUAUCUGUUAGUUUGACGUUUUGCAAUGUAGCCUAAAAUAUGAAUAGGUUAAUAGUUAUUGUCAAAAAUGUACGAAUUCUGCGUGUUUCUAUGUCCUAUGCAGCCCGAACGCAUUCUGGGAGAUGAAUACAGCAUUCGAUCAGAGCUAUGGAGCCUGGGAGUUUCUCUACUUGAGGUAAAAAAGCGCCGAAACACCAGUAGUAUAGGAUUAAAGGGAUAGCCAUCUUACCCAAACCUUUUAAUUCUACAUUUACAUUUUCUUACGUCUAAUGGGACGAUAUAAAAUGCACUGAAAUCAGUUAGGGGCAGUUAGUCUGGAAGACGACAUCUUCUGUUGUCGUCACUACCUGUCCCUCUGUCCCCGUGGAUUUAUAUUUAGUUAAACUUGAAUUUUUUUUUUGUAUUCAGUAGGAAUCCGGUCGAACUCGGAACUCGAACUCCCUGCUAACUCAAAUACAGUCCCAUUUCCCUUGGAUUUUUACUCGGAUAACUCGACUUCCCCGCUAACUCGAACGUUAAUUUCCCUUGAUCAAAUUUACCUCGAUAACUCGAAUUCUGGGUCUUACAGGCGGGGAAUCAAACGGCUUUUCUUUGGUUCUAUUUUUCUUCUUUUUUUCCAAUAAAAGUAGCCGGGGGCCACUCUCUUGAUUCAGUACGAAUGCCCCUGAUUUUAAAAUUAGCUCCUCUUGUCCUUUAAUCUGACUAACACUACAGCAAUUUGUUUUUACCUUGAUAAGUACAACCAACAGAUCACGUAUUUGACAGCCAUUUCGCGCUGUUAGCAUAAAAAUGUAUAGUCGUGUUACAGUUUCUGAAUGGAGAUACUUAUUUGAACUCUACUGUACUGAAGUGCUGUAAUUUCAGCAAACUAUCAAUUAUUAACAUGGCAAAUUGAAUAUUCAAUCGACGCCGAUAACUCGAACCUAAGCUAACUCGAACUGUUUUUCAUUUCCCUUCAGAGUUCGAGUUACCGGGGUUCUACUGUAGAUAGUACGUAAUGACAAGCGUCGUCUUGCAAAGAGUUUGGUCAGUUAAACGUGACGCUAAUGUACCUAUACCAGAUAAGGGCAUUAAAACUAAAAAGUAUGCUGUUUUUACCUGGUUAACGCCUUUUCCAGUGCUAAAUCAACCAAAGCUACCGAUAGUUCAGUAGUUUCAUGCAUGGCUAUUCUAAGCUGUAGUGAGGAUGAUUUAAAAGCAAAAUUUUCUUUGAUGGCUGUUUCUAAUCCACUUGAUUUUAAAUCUACUGGUUGAAAUAAAGUCUUUUGUGCAUUUCUAUUGCAGAUGGCCUUAGGAAGAUUUCCUUAUCCAACAGUGAGCACGAUUAUUUUAUUUUUUUUAUCUAUUCUGUUUUGUUGCAGUCGUUGUUGUUUUACUCUUUUUUCCUGUCUUCAUUGUUAAUCAGUCAUUUUGCAGAGGCGCGAAAUUGUUUCAGUGUUCUAGUUUAUCAUUAGUAUUCAAUAACAUACAAUCGUUCUCUAACAUAAUGCUGCAAUGUUCAUUUGACGUAUAAUUAUUUUACAGGAAAGUCAUGGAGGCGCUGAAACCUUUUUGGUAAACUCUUUUUAUUUGUAUUAUAUAAAGUAUUUUUUUCAACAUGCUUUGUUGAAAGGUAAAUUCGGAUAAAAUUAGGAGAAAGAAACAAUUAUGUUUCAACGUUAAACCCAAGUCUGUUACAGAAUGUUGCUUUUUACUUAAUAUCUGUACUUUACGAGCCCAUUUUUCUUUCAGCCUAUCGCACUUCUUCAGUGUAUCGUACAUGAGGUAAGUCAAAUUUAUUUCGCUUUGCCCUUGUUUCCUUGGUACUUAAGGCUUUGAUCUCUUACUAAUACAAAAUGAACUAAGCUAGAAACGAUAAAAUAAUCCUCACGGUGAUUAUGCUAAUGACCGUUGCCGGGUUACGAAAACCUCUCCCUUUAAAUUAUGAGGGUAGGUGCAAAACUUUUCAUGAGUUUUCUUUGUAUUUUUUAGAAUAAAGCUAGCCUAAUUUGAUGCGUUUGUUCGAUUGAUUGAUUGAUUGAUUGAUUGAUUGAUUAAUUGACUGAUUGAUUGAUCGAUUGAUCGAUUGAUCGAUUGAUUGAUUGAUUGACUGAUUGAUUGAUUGACUGAUUGAUUGAUUGAUUGAUUGACUGAUUGAUUGGUUAAUUGAUGGAUGGAUUGAUGGAUUGAUGUCCUGAUGAUUGAUUGGUUCACUGAUUGAUUGACUGAUUGAUCCAUUGAUUGAUUGAUUGAGUGAGUGAGUGAGUGAGUGAGUGAGUGAGUGAUCGAUUGAUCGAUCGAUUGAUCGAUCGAUCGAUAGAUGGAUCGAUGGAUGGAUGGAUAGUUGGAUGGAUGGAUUGUUCGAAUGAUGGAUUGGUUCACUGAGUGAUUAGUUGUUUUGAUUAAUUGCUUGAUCGAUUGAUUGAUUGAUUGAUUGAUUGAUUGAUUGAUUGAUUGAUUGAUUGAUUGAUUGACUAAUCGAUUGUUAGUUAUUGGUACAGUAUCGAUACAUUACUGCACUCUUUCUUUUUAAGAAUGCGCCAUGUCUACCUGCGGAUAAGUUCUCCCCGUCAAUUGUGAAUUUUGUAUCUCAGUGGUGAGUAUUAGUCCUCGCCAAUUUACUGGUAACCACAAACGGAACUAAACUUCUGGGCCGUCUUGCGUAAAGCCGGGUUAAUAUAACCCAAGGUUAAGGUGAAAUUUGAAUACAGAUAUGAAAGCUUAAAAAGGAAAUUCAGUGUAAUCCUCUUUGUCUACAAUUUGAUGAUUGGAUGCUCAAAAAAUAAUGGAGAAAAUUUUCCAAGAAACCCGGGCUAGUAGUAAUCACCCUUCGAACAACCCUGGUAAAGCUCGUCAGCGAAACGGCGCCGAAAUCCUUGUUUUCUUUCCCCACCUGUGUACCAGGAUUUGAGUACAUGAUUGGCCUGAUAAAAAAGCCAUUGUCGAUUUGCCAAUAACGUUGAAGGGAAAUUCGAAACACGUUACCAGUAAUUCGUUGAGUCCGUAUCGGCGCUGCUUUUCAGACGUUACUAAUCGGGGUUACAUUAUGUCUGCGACGCAGGCUAAUUUACUGGUACAUAAAUGUGAAAAGACUUCCUCACCAGAUUCUCGUUGUUCUUUUUUUUCUCAGCAUGCAGAAAAGCCCAUCAGCAAGGCCAACUCCUGAGGCGGUUAUGGUAGGCUCAGUUUGACCUUUUGUUUACCAAUUGCGGUCGCAAAACCGUUGUUGUUGUUGUUGUUAUUUUUUAAUCUCUCUCUCUCUCUUUCUUUGUGAAUGUUAGACACAUCCAUUCAUCGCAUCAAAUGAUGACGGAAAUGUGGACAUUAUAUCCAUGUGGGUGUGUCGUCAGCUAGAACAGAGAAGAUCACGUGACCAAAGCUUGGACUCGCCAACUUCAGAAUCAUCUUGAAAGCUUCCGCCUUCCUUCUUUUUUUAAAUUUUUCUCAAAUGCAUUGCUGAGUUUGAUGCAAGAUGAAGUAGAAACCCUUAGAAAUCAUACUUGCUGAGGAGUUUGUAUUCAAAUACCAGAAGUUUUCUUAUUUGAGCGAUAAUACUUUCUAGAAAUUUGCUUUUCAUUGGGACAUUUUUGAUAUUUACUUUUUUACCUUGUGUUAAAUAAUUCUCCUUUGUCUAGGGAGUGCGUUAAAGAUUCCGAUUCAAGAAUUCUUCCGGUGUUUUGCUUAUAAAUUAUUGUUUGGUCCUUGGAAUCCUUUUCCCUGUAAAUAACUU